CUUAGCCGAACGCGGUCCUUCCUUUCUGAGCCUUUGAUCCAGCUCCGCCAUGCUCCCCAUGGAGCGGUCAAACUGAGCCCAGUACGACGUGUUCUGUCCAAUGUUUACCCUGCUGAACGAGAGUCUCUUCUUCCCGGCCCUCGGAGAGAAUUGCCUCCUGCGCAAGCCCCGCCAGGUGCCGAACUCCGACGAGAGCGCGGGCUCCGCGAGCUUCCAGCGGUGCGCGGAGUUCCUGGGGUGCAAGCAGGAUGCCACCAUGAUUCAGCGCAUGGCUGUGGCGCACUGCACGCAGGUGCCCUAUGCCAUGGCCUCGGAGGCGUCGAGUGUGGUUUUGCCCUACAUCAACAGCGCCGUGGGCGGAAAUGUGCAGACCUUUGCGCAGAUGCAGGCGGUGACCUCCAUGGUGCAGUUCCUCGGCGGCCUCGUCUUCGGGCAGACCGCCGACAGCUUCGGCACCCGCUGGGCGCUGCUCACGGCCCACGGGGCAGCCAUGGGCAGCGCCUUCCUGGUCGCCACGGCCUACUCCCAGAAGGCACUUUUUCUGGCGCUGAUGCCGCUGACCAUGGCCCAUGGCUUCCAGGCCUCCUCGCAAAUCGCAGUGCACUGCUCAGACACUGAGCGGCGCCCAGUGGCCUUGGGCCGGAUGUCGGCGACCUACGGCCUGGGCUUCUUCGGGGGCACCUUGGCCACCGCCUGGGCCGCCCAGCGCCUCACGCCGCGGCAGAUCGCCUGGGCCGCCGUGGCCUUGGAGGCCAGUGUCAUCGGCACAGUGCUGGUAGGAUAUCCAAACGGCGACAGCCAGAAGGGCGAGGUCACCCUGUCACUGCCCGGCUUUAAGGAGAUCCUGCAGCGUCCUCACGUGCUGUCGCUGGUGCUGUCCAAGUUGGCAACAGCUACCGCAGGCGGCAUGCUGCUGACCAUGAUCCCCCAGUUUGCCAUGGACCCCUUCGGCCUUUCCGCGGCGCAGACCAGCCUUCUCAUGGCCUACGUCAGCGGCCUGCAGCUGGUUGCGCAGACCUUCCUGGUGCCUCAGCUGGGCGACUUGGGCCCCCGCAGCCUGCGGAUGGUCUCCAACGCCGCCGUGCUGGGCCCGCUGCUGGGGCUCAGCGUGCUGGGAACCUCGCCCAAGGCCUACUGCGCGCUGGUGGGCCCGCUGGUCGCCGUGGCCUAUGCAGGGUCGACCGCCCAGGGCAGCCUCAUGUCCUGCCUAUCGCCAGAGAGUGAGUCAGGGGCCAUGGUGGCGCUGAGCACCGCGCCGCUGAGCUUGGGCUUCUUGGUGUCGCCUUUGAUGGCGGGCUGGGUCUACCAGCGGUUCGGCUUCCGCAUGGUGCCGGCGAUGGCUGCCGCCAUGCUGUUCUGCAUGGCUGCGUCCAUUGAGAUCAUGGAGGGCGAGGAGAAGGAUGCAGAAGAGGAGGAGUUUGGCAGCCUUGAGGAGGUUUGCCCAGAAGAUGCUGAGCUGGUGGCUUGAGCAUUGCCGUAGUCGCGCGCGGCGCGCGGGGUUUGCCCUUGACCCCCCGAAGCGCCUUUUGUGGUCGAGAAGCGCUUUUCUCCCCUGCCUCCCCCA
Messenger RNA from Effrenium voratum, 1564 nucleotides. NCBI's taxonomy places the organism in Eukaryota, Dinophyceae, Suessiales, Symbiodiniaceae. The record is from the annotation of a GenBank genome assembly.